AGGGGUGAGUCGUGAGUGUCGCUUCCAUAAUAUUCUAUCGUAGCAACGAAUCGUGUCACGAAUUAAAAUAUACAAUAUAUUAGAUUAUGAUUAUUAUGUAUAUUUUAAUUCGUGGUAAGUGUUAACAAAAAAAUUAAUAAUAUUAAAAAAAAACUUUUAGUGAUAAUAUACGACUGAUUACAAUUUAUAAAUUUAUAUACUUCUGAAGUUCUGAAUCGUUUAUUUUCUGGCAUACGAUUCCGUCAAUAGUAUAUUUGAGUAUCGACUAACACUUUAAGAUAAUUCCAUCGAAAUCAAACCGUUUUCUUCAAUAUGGAGGACGACCUGCCAUCCAAAUAUGAAGUGAUCGUCAUUGGCACUGGUAUGACUGAGUCGAUUGUUGCUGCUGCUGCUAGUCGAAUUGGAAAACGAGUUUUACAUUUAGAUAGAAAUGACUAUUAUGGUGGUAUGUGGGCAUCAUUUACAUUUGAAGCUCUUCAAAAAUGGCUAGAAGAAUGUAGAAAUGGAAAAAAAAAUGAUUUUGUGAAAACAUCUUCUCCACUAGUGCAAGACAGUGAGAAAUCUAUAACUAUAGGCAAUCAAUUUUCCACUGUAUUCAAUAUUGAAGAAAAAUGGUUUAUACCCGAAAAACUUCCUUCAGUUGGUAAUUUGCUUAGUGCAAAAAUUACUCAAACUGAAGAUAGUCCCAAAGAAAGUAAGGAUGGACUGACUGAAACUGAAGCUACAUUAAAACAAAAUGAUAAACUUUGGAGUCAAGCUAAAAUUAAAACCAUGGGGCGUAAAUUUAACCUGGAUUUAGCACCUAAAUUACUUUUCUCUCGUGGCACACUGGUAGAACUUCUUAUUUCAUCAAAUAUCUCUCGUUAUGCUGAAUUUCGAUGUGUAAAUCGUAUUCUUACAUGGCAGUCUGAUAAAUUGGAAACUGUUCCAUGUUCCCGAGCAGAUGUGUUCGCUACUAAAAAUGUUGGACUUAUUGAAAAACGACAAUUAAUGCAACUAUUGACUUUGUGUGUUGAAUAUAAGCCAGAAAGUGAUGAAUUUAAAGGAUUUGAAGAUAAAACACUAAAACAAUACUUAGAAAGCAAAAGCUUAACUGAAAAUCUAAUGCAUUAUGUAUUAUAUGCUAUUGCCAUGUCAAAUGAUACGACACCAUGUAUGGUUGGUGUUGAAAGAACCCAACAAUUCCUAAGUAGCCUUGGACGCUAUGGUAACACACCAUUUUUGUGGCCCAUGUAUGGUACUGGAGAACUUCCACAAUGUUUUUGUCGGCUAUGCGCUGUAUUUGGAGGUGUGUAUCAUCUGAAACGAGCAGCUGAUAGCGUUAUAGUAGCUAACAAUGAAUGUAAAGCUAUUUUAUCUGAUGGAUCGCGGCUUGAUUGUGAUCAUCUUGUAAUGGGUGUUGCUGAUGCUCCUCCAGAAUUUUUAGGCUCUGUUCCUAAAGCAGGUCUUUCAAGAGGCAUUUUUAUAAUUGAUAGAUCAAUAUCUACGACCGAUAAAGAGUCUUUGACAUUACUUCAAUUCCCAAUUAAAGGAAAAGAGCCAAUAACAGUUAUUGAAGCUGGACCAUCCACUCACGUUUGUCCACCUGGACUAUAUUUACUACACAUGACCACUAAACAAAUAGAUAAUGCAGUAAAUGAUUUAAAACCGGCUGUUGAUGCGUUAUUACAUUCUGAAUAUGCAGAUGGUACUACAAUUAGAAUAAACACUGACACACAAUCAACUCAAACGUCAAAAGAGGGAGAUUCUUCUGCAUCAAGUGGGGAGUCGAACAUAUUAAAUGAAUCAUUAAAACCACAAAUUUUGUAUGCACUAUAUUUUAAUUGCCCUGAAACAUCUGAAUAUGAUCUAUCACAAAAUGUUCCGAGCAAUGUACAUUUGUGUUCAGGACCUGAUCUGGCAGUUGAUUAUGAGUUUGCUGUUAAACAAGCAAAAUCUAUUUUCUCCAAAAUGUAUCCAGAUUCUGAAUUUUUGCCCCGCGCUCCUGAUCCUGAAGAACUAUCGCUUGAAGUUGAUGAAGCUGCUGGCCCUCCGUUCCAAAGUGCUGAAGAACCAAAAGAAGAAUGAAUUAACUUAUAAAAUAUCCUGCAUUUGCUUUAAUUUUAUUAUGAUAGGCUAUUAUUUUACCAAUUUAAUUUAAGAAAUUGUUAGCUUUUAUACUUGUAUAACUGGUUUAUCAUCUUACACUCUUAAAAAAUAUAUUAAAAUAAUAUUUAUAUUUAAUAAAUACAUCUUAAAAAAGGAAUUCAUAUUAAAAAAGUAGUUAAUAUUAUUAUUUUUAUUGAAUGGAAAUAUUUUUAUGUAAUUAAAUUCUUAAUAUCUUACUAAUAAUAAUUUAUCAAGAGUCUAUACUUAAUUAUAAAAUGUUAAAUUUCGAAAUUAAAUUAUACCUUUUUAUUAUAAAUAAGACAAUUCCAUCAAUUUACAGUUUAAAAAUAAAUUAUUUUAAUAACAGGAUUUGAAUAGUGAAAUGUAUAAUACCUAUGUUUUAUAUGUUUCAAUGUAGCGUUAAUGUUUACGCAACUGCAAAAUCUAGCAUAAAAUAUGAAUUCCUCUUGAUUACAUUCCAAAGUUUUUUUUUAAUGAUAUUAGGCAACUAGGUGUUUUCAUACUAUUCAAUUUAUCAUUAAAUUAUUAAUAGAUUAAAAAAAAAAGUCACUGAAAGUAGUUAAAUAUCACAUCAAUUGAAUUAAUUAUGUAUGAUAAAAAGUUAUUGAUAUCUUAAUUGCAUUUAACUAAUGAUUUAAUCAUGUGGUUACUGUAAUUUGCAUCCUUUAACUUGGAUUAAAUUUUCUUAGUACUGAGUAAUAUUUAAACACAAUAAAAGUUUUUUACUUAUUGAUAAAGAAAGAACAUCAUUCUAUAAAUAUUGGUAAUUUUUAAUCUAUUUAUUAUUCACUUAAAAUGUAUUUGAUUAUUUAUAAUUUUUACUAAAGUAACUAAUUUUAAAUGACUAUAGUUAACAUUACACCACAGGUAUCUGCUUAAAUAAUUGAAAUUCUUAAUGCAUUUAGAAAUAUAUAUGACCAUGUUAUAUGCCAAUAUAAAAUAUUUGUUUAAUAUUAGUUUAAUUGUGUUAAAAACAAUUUGUUUCUGUUCCUUUGUAUUUCUAAAUUUUCUAGUCAGCAAAUUUGAUUUGAUUUUCACCAUCUGGUAAAUAAUCUUUUGUAAUUUUAAAUUUGUUCCUUUUUUAAAUUUUUAUUGAUGCUUAUUUUAAGUUUGAUUUUGUUUUGUUUACUCUACAUUUUACUGUAUGGCCUCAAAUAUUAUCUUAUUAUAUUGCUAUAUUAUAAUUUAUUUUUAAUCUAAUUAAUUUUUAGAUAAUAGAUUUAAAAACGAUAUUUUGAAUCUGUUGCUUUUUGCAAUAAAUUACUUGGUGAUUUGGUUUUUAAUUUGUAUAAGUAGAAUAAAUAUAGUUAACUAAAUUUUA
This is a messenger RNA of Rhopalosiphum padi (bird cherry-oat aphid), 3430 nucleotides long. RefSeq names its product rab proteins geranylgeranyltransferase component A 1 (gene Rep). The coding region runs from base 313 to 2067 and encodes 584 amino acids. Gene Ontology annotation, biological process: small GTPase-mediated signal transduction; intracellular protein transport; vesicle-mediated transport. The transcript has 10 exons. Lineage: Eukaryota; Metazoa; Arthropoda; Insecta; Hemiptera; Aphididae. Gene Ontology annotation, molecular function: GDP-dissociation inhibitor activity. The record is from RefSeq and is a predicted model, not a curated record. Gene Ontology annotation, cellular component: cytosol; cytoplasm; Rab-protein geranylgeranyltransferase complex.